AUGCAGUUGCAGAGAGUGCCGGAGCUGCAGAAUGAAGUUUUGACACUGACGGUGUCGCGUAAAGAAGCAAUGUCGGAAGCUCAGGUGCAGAAAGGAUCAUUCAAAUCGUUAUCAGAAGAAUAUGAGAAACUAAAACGGGAGCGAGUUGCUAUGGUGGAGAAACUUUCUUACCAGCGCGAAGUGCAGUCGGAAGCAGAGCUUUGCAGGAUGAAGAAAAAUGCGUUGGAGGAGAAAGUCCUGAGGCUCGAAGGCGAUCUGAUGGCAAGAGACCAGGUAUGUGUCCAGAAAGCUGAGAUGAGACACGAGCUUAGUCGAAUGCAGAUAUCAAAUAGCCAACUCUUAAUGAAAGUGAAGCAGCUCGAAGAGGUAAGAGAGCAUUUACAGAGCAAGUUGCAGUUCUGCGAAGACGGGACUAGACAAAGUCAUAGGAAAUCGAAUUCAGAGACUUGGUGUUCUGAGUAUUAUCGAUCACAGACCAGCGACCCCACAAAGGUUCAUAACCACAACAAAGUUCAGCGCGAACUUCAGGAGCCAGAGUCAACACAGUUUCAAAUAGAGGAAAAGGACUAUGAAUCGACAGAUGGACUUACAAUGAAUGAGGCUGGCGAAGCUCAGAAGGCCGAGAGCAUUUGUGAAGUGCGAGUUCAGGCAAUUGUUUCGAAGGAAGCAGAAUCCAGAGAAACAAGUGACGAUGCAGAAGCCCAACAAAAGAUAUUGCUGCUUGAGGCAGAGCUUCAAGAAAUACAGGAUCGGUACCUGCAAAUGAGCCUAAAAUAUGCACAAGCGGAGGCGCGGAGAGAAGGGCUUGUUAUGAAGCUGAAAGCUCUGAGCACUUAGAGCUGCUUCAGUCUACAAUAGUCGCUACACGAUCUUAUCGUUAAUGUUAACUAUUGCAACACUAGUUUCAAAGAUUUCAAUGUAAGAACCCCACUUCACAUAUACAACGUAAUUUUGAGUCACAAUUCGCACAAAAUAAGUUAAAAAGGCACUUGGCGAAGAAAAUAAGAGCAACAAUAGAAAAAAGGGUGCAUUCAACGGUUCAACCUUUCUA
Molecule: messenger RNA, 1051 nt
Organism: Andrographis paniculata
Lineage: Eukaryota; Viridiplantae; Streptophyta; Magnoliopsida; Lamiales; Acanthaceae
Exons: 2
Coding region: 1-837 (278 amino acids)
Source: RefSeq, a predicted model, not a curated record